Messenger RNA from Notodromas monacha, 1539 nucleotides. The record is from the annotation of a GenBank genome assembly. NCBI's taxonomy places the organism in Eukaryota, Metazoa, Arthropoda, Ostracoda, Podocopida, Cyprididae.
AUGUCCGAGAUGAACGGCUCGGCCGUGAAGAGUGCUGUUCCAGUGUCGGACGGGAGACAGACUCCGACGUCGACGUCAUCGUCACCGACAGCGUCGUUCAACGACACCAGUGACACCAAUGGCAUCCUGCAGCAGCAACAGCAGGGAUCGCCGCCGCCGUCGGACGCCGUCAUUAGGACGGAGACGGCGGCUCCUGCUCCAAUUAACUUCGCCACCAUAGAGAGAGGAUUUUAUGCCGAGAAUGUUGCAAUUGAAAGUUUGGUCUCGUUUCUUUCUUCCCCAUGCGCACAGGUGGUGAAUGACCUGCGAACCACUUUCCAAUCCGGCAAAACGAAAGACGUGAGCUUCCGGAUUCAACAGCUCAAGGCUCUGCAACGGAUGUUGAAAGAGAACGAGAUGAAGAUCGUUGAAACUGUGCAGAAAGACCUGCGAAAGGCGAGUCUCAUUUUCCGUCAAAUUUCCUUCCAUAACCAACUUUGUCAAAUUUUGCCACCGAUAGAAAAAGAAUUGCAAACGAAUUGGCAUACCACUCAAGUUUGUUAUGAGGCGAGAUUAAUUAAGCUUUUUUCCAUGCAUUUUUUUGGAGAGUCUGAAGAAGAAACAAAAGUAAUCAAAAACUCGUUAGAACGGAAUUUUAAGCGCAUUUCAUUUCAUUCCUCGUGUCGCCUGAUUUAUUUCCAGCCGGCGAUGGAAAUUCGUGGCAGCGAAAUCGACUUUUGCGUGAACGAAAUCGAAGUGAUGCUGCACAACAUUCACGACUGGACGAAAGAAAAACGAGUGCCCAAGUGCAUGGUGACUUUGUUCGACAAGCCGAGUCGUCGGCCAGAGCCCUACGGGGUCGCCCUCGUCAUGGGCGCCUGGAAUUACCCGGUGUCGCUGACGUUCACGCCGGUCACCGGCGCCAUCGCCGCCGGCAACUGCGUCGUCAUCAAGCCGUCCGACGUGGCGCCCAACACGGCGCAGCUCUUUUCCGAACUCAUCUCCAAGUACCUGGAUUCAAGCUGUUACAAAGUUGUUUGCGGCGGCGUUGCUGAAACAACGGAUCUGCUCAAACAACGCUUUGACUACAUCUUCUUCACCGGCGGCUACCGGGUGGGGAAAAUCGUGCGCGAGGCGUCCAAUCGCCAUCUUACUCCGUGCACCCUCGAGCUCGGCGGCAAAAGCCCGGUUUAUUUGGAUGAUUCGGUGAAUAACAUGGACAUCGCUGUGAAGAGGAUAAUCUGGGGAAAGCUGGUGAAUGCUGGACAAAGUUGCAUAGCUCCAGAUUACAUGCUUUGCACUAGAGAAGUUCAAGACAUUUUCGUGAACAAAGCCAGAGAAUUGAUCAAAGAAUUCUUUGGGAACAAGCCGCAAGAAUCAGCAAGUUUCGGCCGAAUCAUCAAUAACUCGCAUUUCCAGAGAUUGACGGGAUUAUUGCACAGCGGAGUCGUGGCUGUGGGCGGGGAUGUGGACCCAUCUGAUUUGUACAUCGCCCCCACGAUUUUGGUCAUGCAGUUUGGCCUACUAGGACAAUACGUUCUUCUUUAUAAGCCAGGCUAA